AUGUUGGAGAAUACUCUACACUCUAUCGUCCGAAAACGUCAAAUUCGUUGUAAAUCGCCUCAAUUGGUAAAUGAUGUUAAUGAACCUAUAAUGAAUGCGUAUAAUGAUUAUACAUUAGCUCAUAUUUAUAUUAAUGAUAGUUAUGGGCCAACAAAUGUUAAUUUGGUAUUAAGCUAUUGUAAACAGGGUGCUUAUAAUCUCAUCAGAUUAACUGAAUUAUUUGUACCAAAUUUUGAAACGUUAUACGAUUAUACUGAUGAUAAUAAGUUUCGACUUAGAACACUAUCGGGGGAAGAGGAGUGGCCGGAAUUGGAUAUCGUUAUAUUAAAACAAAAAUCGUCCAUAAUACUGCCAUUUGAUCGUGUUCCAAUUUUGUUUCCACGUCCGUCAAUUACACAUGUAAAAGUGUAG
Molecule: messenger RNA, 411 nt
Organism: Didymodactylos carnosus
Lineage: Eukaryota; Metazoa; Rotifera; Eurotatoria; Philodinida; Philodinidae
Source: the annotation of a GenBank genome assembly